This is a messenger RNA of Gilbertella persicaria, 1344 nucleotides long. RefSeq lists its product as uncharacterized. Lineage: Eukaryota; Fungi; Mucoromycota; Mucoromycetes; Mucorales; Choanephoraceae. The record is from RefSeq and is a predicted model, not a curated record. The transcript is spliced from 2 exons. Bases 26 to 1066 code for a protein of 346 amino acids. Gene Ontology annotation, molecular function: zinc ion binding; protein binding; sequence-specific DNA binding. Gene Ontology annotation, biological process: regulation of DNA-templated transcription.
UUUUUUUUCUCCCCCGAAAAAAAUCAUGGAAUCUAGCCAAGCCAUUAUUUCACUCAACAGGCUUAACCAAACACCUUCUCGCCAAUCCAUGCCUAACGCAGGCCCAGCUGAGUUCACUCGAAGAAAAAACUGGUCUCAGAACAUACUUGAAGAACUACGUGAUGUCAUUCAUGUCUUGUCUUCUGAUCUCAACAUUCUCUACUGUUCUCCUGCUUCGCGUGAAUUCUUAGGCUAUCAACCGAAUGAGUUAAUGGGUCGCAGUUUUACUGAAUUUGUUCAUGUAGACGACGUGGAUGUAUUUGCUCGAGAAUUUCGUACUUCUCAAAACAAUGGAUCCGUCAUGAGAGUCACUUAUCGUUUUCUUCGAAAAGACGGUAAGCACACAACAUUAGAAACAAGGGGCCAUUUCUUUAAGCAAGGAUUUUUUGGUUCUGCUCGAAGUGUGCCUGCUGAAACGACUCGAAUGAUGGAUACUUUUCUUGACUAUAAGAUGGAAAAUGAAAUGUUGAAGCGUAAAGUCGCUAUUGCUAAAGCCAAGGCCAAUCAAACCAAAAACAAGAAACAACAUAUUCCUUCUCCUCAAAGUAGUACAGUGUCCAGUGUUCCUAGUGACGAUUUCCUUCAACAGCAACAAGAGAAUGACGAUGAUGAUUUUGAAGACGAAUUUGAAGACUUGUUUUCUAGUACAUCGAAUGCUUAUGGCUCUAAUGUGUAUACACAGGGUGUAUUGAAUUCUUAUGAUCUCUCUGAAUCUGUCUCUCUCUUGACGGGUCUUCAUUUUGAUUUGGGUGAACGUUCGCGUGGUAUUUCGAUGGGUGUAGAAGGUGAAUUGUUCAAUGCUUUUCCUUCUGCUAUUGGUGACCCUGCUUCCAGUAUGGAUGAUAAAUUCAAGACGGGCAAAAAAAGACGUAAUGAUGAUGAUAUCGAACGUAUCUGCACAGAUUGUGGCAGAACAGAUGCCCCUGAGUGGCGAAAAGGUCCCAAGGGGCCCAAGACACUAUGUAAUGCAUGUGGAUUGCGCUGGGCCAAAAACAACAAGACUCAAGCAGAUGAUAUGCAGUCUUAAAGAAGGGGGGGGGAGGCUCUUUAUUUAUUGCCUGUAAUCAUUCUAAUAAAAUAAAAAUGAACAUCCUUUAUUAUAAACUUAUACACUUACUUUCCAGUACCCACAGUAACACCCAAGAGACCAACACCAAGACCAGCAAAGACAACAGAGACAAUCAACUUGUCUCUUUUGCCACGGAUCCAAAGGGGGAGUUGAGAAGGGGCUUGAAAAUAUCUUUGAUUGGCAAGUACGUUAUUAGGACGGUUCACAAGCAUGUUUAAAAGAAACAAGAGAAAAGA